AUGCUCUCACUAUCUGAGCUCAAAUACAUUGCAGAUGCCCAGUCCUCCUACCAUAUUUUGAAACCAUGGUGGGAUGUCUUCUGGUACUAUCUCACCCUGAUCAUGUUGCUGGUCGCUGUGUUGUCUGGAGCUCUCCAGCUCGCCGAUACCAAACUCUUGUGCUGUCUUCCUUGUAAAGUAGAACUCAACAAUCGUUGUGUAGUGCCUUGGGACAUGCUUAAACUCAACAGCACCCCCUCGAACCCCCUGUCACCAGUGACGCCGCCCAUCCGAAUCCAGAACGACCUUCACAAGCAGCAAUACUCCUACAUAGACGCCGUGUGCUACGAGAAGCAGCUCCACUGGUUCGCCAAGUUUUUCCCUUACCUGGUGCUCUUGCACACCCUCAUUUUUGCUGCGUGCAGUAACUUCUGGCUUCACUAUCCCAGCACCAGCUCCAGACUUGAGCAUUUUGUCUCCAUCCUCAAUAAGUGCUUUGAUUCUCCCUGGACCACUCGCGCCCUUUCGGAAACGGUAGCUGAACAGUCUGUGAGGGUCCCCCUCAGCAAGUCCAAAGCUUUGUUUUCACCAUCUGGAUUAUCUACAAACAUGAGCGCUAGCAAGCAGUCAUUACUCUUUGCCCAGUCGGGCUUGGACUCGGGGAUCGAAAGCCCAACUUCCAGCGUCCUGGACAAAAAAGAAGGCGAGCAAGCUAAAGCCAUCUUUGAAAAAGUAAAACGAUUCAGAUUGCAUGUAGAGCAGAAGGACAUCAUCUAUAGAGUGUACAUGAGGCAGAUUAUAAUCAAAGUCAUUUUGUUUGUCAUUAUCAUCGCUUACGUCCCCUAUUUUCUGACCUAUAUCACCCUAGAAAUCGACUGCCCCAUUGACAUGCAAGCCUUUACGGGAUACAAACGCUACCACUGCGUCUAUUCCUUAGCUGAGAUUUUUCAGGUCCUUGCUUCAUUUUAUGUGAUCAUGGUUCUCUUCUACGGUCUCACCUCUUCCUAUAGCUUGUGGUGGAUGCUGAGGAGUUCCCUUAAGGAAUACUCCUUUGAGGCAUUAAGAGAAAAGAGUAACUACAGUGACAUCCCAGAUGUCAAGAACGACUUUGCGUUCAUCCUUCACCUAGCAGACCAGUACGAUCCGCUCUACUCCAAGCGCUUCUCCAUAUUUCUCUCAGAGGUGAGCGAGAACAAGCUCAAACAGAUCAACCUCAAUAACGAAUGGACGAUGGAGAAGCUCAAAAAUAAGCUGGUGAGAAAUUCCCAAGACAAGGUGGAACUCCAUCUCUUUAUGUUGAAUGGGCUCCCGGACAACAUCUUUGAGCUGACGGACAUCGAGGUGCUCAGCCUGGAGCUGAUCCCUGAGGUCAAGCUACCAAACUCCAUUUCUCAACUGGUCAACCUCAAGGAGCUGAAUAUUUACCAUUCCUCCCUCGUGGUUGACCGCCCUGCACUGAACUUCCUGGAAGAGAAUUUGAAAAUACUACGUCUGAAAUUUACAGAAAGAGGGAAGAUCCCCCGUUGGAUAUUUCACCUCAAAAACCUCAAGGAACUUUACUUGUCCGGCUACAUUAUGGCCGAGACCUUCAACCCGGUACAGAGCGAGGGCUUUCAGGACCUCAAGAAUCUGAAGACGCUGUACCUGAAGAGUACUCUCUCGCGGAUCCCCCAGGUGAUCACCGAUAUGCUGCCUACGCUACAGAAGUUCUCCCUUGAUAACGAGGGGAACAAACUUGUGGUGUUGAACAAUCUGAAAAAGAUGAUCCAUCUGAAAAGUCUGGAACUCAUCAACUGUGAUUUAGAGCGCAUUCCUCACUCCAUUUUCAGCCUCUUCAAUCUGCAUGAAUUAAAUGUAAAAGAAAACAAUCUCAAAACCAUUGAAGAGAUCAUCAGCUUCCAGCAUCUCCAGAACCUUUCAUGCUUAAAGUUAUGGCACAACAAUAUCGCCUACAUUCCCGCCCAGAUCGGCACCCUUUCCAACCUGGAGCAACUCUAUCUGGACCACAACAAGAUUGAGAACCUGCCCCUGCAGCUCUUUCUCUGCACCAAACUGACACACCUGGAUCUUAGCUACAACAACCUGACGUUCAUUCCGGAGGAGAUUCAGUUUCUGACGAAUCUGCUGUAUUUUGCGGUGACAAACAACUACAUCGAAACUCUGCCAAAUGGAUUAUUUCAGUGCAAAAAACUGCAGACUUUACUGUUGGGGAAGAAUAGCCUGAUGACUCUGUCCCCCCUUAUUGGGGAGUUGACGAACCUGGUGCAGUUGGAGCUCAUCGGAAACCACCUAGAAGUCCUCCCCCCGGAGCUGGAAGCAUGUUCCUCUCUGAAGCGGAGCUGUGUGCUUGUGGAAGAAAACUUGCUGAACACCCUGUCUCCCCCGACCACAGAACGGUUGCAGACAUGCUUGGAUAAAUGUUGAACUAAGGAAGGAGACACACAUUGUGUCUCAAGAUAAUAAAGUUCCUGGGACUUGGAAUGAAAAGUUUUUUUUAAUCUUUUUUUUUAAUUGAAAAGAGGAAAAAUUGAUGGGGAGGAUUCAUGCAUCAGACAUAUAUAUAUAUACCCAUUGAUCUGCCAUGGCAUGGUUUACUAACAAAAUGCCUCGGCUAUCCCUAAACCCCACGGGUAAAAAUAAUAAUACUGGAAGAGAAUGUGCUUUCUAGGAGUAAUCAACCUUUAACUUUACUGAGCUGCUCCAAGCAGGACAUAUCUAUGGUGAUGUGGAGAAAGGCAGUCAUUAAACCCAUACCCAACUUUUCUUUGGAACUGGAAGAGUUGAAUGGGGCUCUUUACUUCUCCUUCCCAAUUAUUAAUU
Messenger RNA from Gracilinanus agilis (Agile Gracile Mouse Opossum), 2799 nucleotides. RefSeq names its product leucine rich repeat containing 8 VRAC subunit B (gene LRRC8B). The transcript is spliced from 2 exons. Bases 1 to 2403 code for a protein of 800 amino acids. The record is from RefSeq and is a predicted model, not a curated record. Gene Ontology annotation, molecular function: protein binding. NCBI's taxonomy places the organism in Eukaryota, Metazoa, Chordata, Mammalia, Didelphimorphia, Didelphidae.